This is a messenger RNA of Trichoderma aggressivum f. europaeum, 2595 nucleotides long. RefSeq lists its product as uncharacterized. The coding region runs from base 1 to 2595 and encodes 864 amino acids. Lineage: Eukaryota; Fungi; Ascomycota; Sordariomycetes; Hypocreales; Hypocreaceae. The record is from RefSeq and is a predicted model, not a curated record. The transcript has a single exon.
AUGGCCCCCAUCAGCAGACCUGAGCCGCCCGAGGGCAACAAUCCUUUUCCUCGAAGAAUCCAUACCCCGAUUCCCUUCCUCUCAGGUGAAAGCGACAGUGUAGCCUCAUCGAAACCGGCCAAGCCUGGACGUCGAGAAUCGAGACUCGGCAUUCGAACCCUCUUCGGACGCUCUUCCAGACUACACAAGGGCGAGGAAAGCCUGCGCUCACCCAGCUCGCUCAAUUCGCUCAACUCGGCCAAGGCAUCUCCUCGAUCUGGAGGCUUUCGAGCGUCUCUCGCAGAUAUGAACUGGCCGUAUGGACAGCAGGUCAAGUCUGAACUCGCCCUUCCCAUGGCCAACUACCCGUGGGACUCCCCUCGCGAGAAGCCUGACGACGGCCGAGAUGCACAAUCCCGCAGCCCUGCCAAUGGUGCUGCUCUCGCUGCCGCCGCCGCCGCUGCUGCUGCUUCCUCAGGAAAACGUACGCCUGGCAUGAGCAUUGCCAAGCAGCCCCGUCCGACUCUCGCCACUUGGACAUUACCAACCUUGUUCCGGGCUUACCAACAGGCACACAAGCAACAGUCUCUUGCCGCCGUUUCUCUGCCAAUCGAGGCUCUUAUGAAGCUGGGCGAAAAGACGAGCGUCGAGAUUAUUGCGCCUCUCUCCCAAACAGACAUGAAUGUAAGCGGCAGCGGCGGUGGCGCCGCCAGCACUAGCACUGGUGACAAAUUCAGGAGAAGGAACCGCGGCGAUUCUCUAUCCACUACGAACCUCCCAUGGACGACCAAGAUUUACAUCCUUGCGACAGCUGGCUAUCUGCUUCAGUAUACCGGUGAUGGAGCCAUUGAUAGAGUGCCCGAGAAGGUGCUGCGGCUGGGCAAGUCGUCGGCCGCCUUUGCCACCGACUUGAUUCCGGGUCGCCAUUGGGUGCUGCAGGUUUCGGCGACUACAGAAGACGACAGAGUAUCUACAACCGAGUCACGGUCUCUUCUUUCCAAACUAUCCUUUCGAACUUCGGAAAAACGCUACACGUCCAAUAUGCUCAUGGUCUUUGAGAGCGCCGAGGACAUGGAUGACUGGAUGACGAGUUUGCGCGCCAUGAUCGAGCAGCUUGGUGGCAAAAGGAGCCUCUCAGAGGCUGGAUUGCCCAAGGAAUUUGAUAGCAAGGAAACCGAUUCCAAGGAGAGUAGCUUCGACGGCAUCUAUCUUCGCGAAAAGAAAAGCCAAGGAAACCUCAUUGACAAGGAAGCCAUUCGAUCGACACAAGUCGUUGCUGCAAACCCCUCGCCUGUCCUGCAACAAGGCCAUGGCCGAAGGGUUUGCGAUUAUUCCAUUCCCGUCAUCGACUUCGAUUCCGUUACCCAUGACAUGACCAGUGACGACAAGUCAACAACAAAUAGCGUCGUCUCCCACGACGGUCGCCAACUAGACAACCUCCGGGACAGCUCUCAUCGGCUGUCGCUCCUCUCCUCUGGCCAACGAACCAUCUUGACGUCGACCACCUCUUCACCAGCCGAUUCCCCAAUCCGCGAGAGAUUUCCCCUGCCAGCAGACAUCACCACUAUUCCAGAGACUGCCCAGCCAAGGCCCAACGGCAGUGUCAUUAUGAACCGGCGAGUGUCGCUACAGACCAUGGCGCCAUUCAUUGGAGAGAUUGGUGAUGGCAUGUCCGAACUCGGCCAAUUCCCCUCUCCGCCUUGGGUCAAAACUGAGCCACCAUCUCCUUCCGACCCCCGCGGUACUCAUGGCUUUGGUGCCUCCUCAAUCCAACAAGUGGGUCGUCGAUACAUCAAGCUCACUUCUGCUCUGGACCCAAGUGGCCUCCCUCCAUCGCCAACCACUGUCGGACCUCGGGUCUCGCUGCGUAAACUGUCAAACAUUCGCACGGGACGUCCCUUGUCCACGGUUGAAGACCAGCCAUCCCCAAAGGAGAGCGCCAUGCCGGAGAGGCCUGUGACGAGCCACCACGCCGAGACUCGGUCGCAGGUGUCGUCUGCAGAUGCACCUAGAGUACCCAAGCUACCUCGUGGCCGGCUCGUGUCCGUACCCAACGUUCCCCAGAUGCUGGGACGGCGUCUGAGCUUGGUACACAAGGAAUCUCGAAGCCGCAGCCCUGGGCUUCAAGCCGACGGCGCACAACAAGCUUAUCCUGAGCUGCGAUCUACGUUUGAAGACGAUAGCCCGCUAGCAUCGCCCGUGUCUGAGAAACUGUACCAUACAUUACCGUCUCAUAUCGCAGCUGCUUGGGGUGACAGGGUUAGGAGGAACCGAACCUCUGUAGAGGUUGACGGCGAAUCAACACGGAGCUUUUCCCUGGGAUUUUCAUGGGCUUCCAGACCUAAGCGAGCCAGCAUCGCGUCUGCCUUUUCCGAAUGGUCGGCCCCUGGCGAUGUACGCCCGAUCGACACCAUUGCAGAGACGCCUCCACUCUCGCCGCCUCCAACAGGUCCUCUUCCUCCGAUUCCCUCGUCGAGACCCUCGUCUUCUUGCAGCAACCAGGCCCAGAUGAUGGGUCGCAAGAAGAGCAUGCCACGGAUGGCGAUGCCACCACCGGCACCACCACCGACGUGUGCCCUGCCACCAAUCCCGCAGAAGCAAACGGCCCAGGUGUAA